GAUCCUCUCAAAGCUCCAUCUCCUCCACAAACACUCACCUGAGAGGAGCCCCUCCUCCUCCCCCCUCGCCGGACACAUUAAAUGGGUUAACUCUGUCACCUGGGGGGGCAGCAGCUGGGAUAAACGCGCCGGGACCGGCGGAGAGAGCCCCUCCUCCAGUCGGACCGCAGCCUGAUCGUCUCCUUCUCUCCUCCUGCGCGCUUGAUCCAGCACAGAUGACUGAACUUACAUUUUUUAUCUCGUUUAUUUAUUUCCUUGUCUGAGAGGAACGACCACCGGCAGCAGCAGCAUCUCAGACCCAGACCCGUGGGCGGCUGCGUCUGGGAGAGCUGACAGGACGGAAACUGCUCCAAAUACUGAAGCCAUGGCGCUCAGUGGGGAACAGAACUGACUGUCAGGUGAUUUCUGUGGCUCUGGACUUCUGCUGCAACGGAUUUUAACCAGUUGAUUUUUUUUUUUUUUUAAAUAACUACCUGAACAGUGCGGUGUGAAUGACGCCCUGGUGGAUCCCCGCACACGGACUGCAUGAGUCCAGCUCUGGGUGCUGGACGGACUCCUGAAGAGGACUGGACGCACCUCGGCUUACCCGCGCGCCCUCAGCCUCUCUGCCGCCGGCUUUUUAACGGGAGUUGGGGGAGGUGGUGGUGGGCUUUGACACCGAGGUGGGGGGGCGGGGAGCAGCUUCGCGGCCAGGGAGAAGAUGCCAUUCCACCAUGUGCGGGCAGGCCUGCUCUAUCCGGACAACUACCUGAGCAGCUCCCUGACCGAGGGCAGCGAAGCCUUCCAGCUCACCAGCCUCUCCACUGAGGAGCUGGGAGAGAUCCGUGAGGCGUUCCGCGUUUUGGAUCGAGAUGGGAACGGUUUCAUCUCCAAACAGGAGCUGGGGAUGGCCAUGCGCUCGCUGGGUUACAUGCCCAGUGAGGUGGAGCUGGCCAUCAUCAUGCAGAGACUGGACAUGGAUGGGGACGGCCAGGUGGACUUUGAGGAGUUCAUGACGAUACUGGGGCCUAAGCUGCUGUCGUCCGACAACAGAGAAGGAUUUCUGGGCAACACCAUUGACAACAUCUUCUGGCAGUUUGACAUGCAGCAGCUGUCUCUGGAUGAGCUCAAGCAGGUGCUGUUCCACGCCUUCAGGGACCACCUGACAAUGAAGGACAUCGAGAACAUCAUCAUCACCGAGGAGGAGAGCCUCAACGAAACCUCAGGGAACUGCCCUGAGUAUGAAGGAGUCCAUCCCAAGAAGAAGAACCGGCAGACGUGCGUCAGGAAAAGCCUGAUCUGCGCCUUCGCCAUGGCUUUCAUCAUCAGUGUCAUGCUCAUCGCGGCCAAUCAGAUGCUGCGAAACGGCAUGGAGUGAAAAGAAAAAAAACAAAAACAGUUGCACUGUGAGCAUGGGAGGUGGACCAAAAACAGCCAUGACCUCACGUAUUUGUCUUCGCAGCCAAAGCUGGACCAACUUCGUUUAAAGAAAAAAAAAGUUGAGUUUAUUUAUUUAUUGGUUUUGUUUAUUUGCUUUCUUUGUGAAGUGGAUGAAAUGUUCAGCAAUGGAAACGUCACUUGGACUCACAAGAAACCUGAACUGCGAAACAGAAAUGUGGGUUUUAUAAAAUGACACUGAACAGAAAUUGCUUUGCUGUUUUUUUGACCAAAAACCACCCUUUAAACUUGAUUUUCUUAUUCUGGGUGUUUUUCAGGUGCUUUGAGCUAUUCCUAGUUUUUAAAAAAAGAGCAACACAAUGAUUGCUGACGACGGCGUCUUUUCCCUCCAAAAGGUGGACUGAGUGGAUGUGAGCACUAAAGGUCACAGCAGAUUCUUCACAUUUCAUGUAGCUGUGUGUCAGUGUCACAUUCUUUGUGGAGCAUUUAUACAUCCUCAGCUCAGUCUGCUCUGUGUACAACAUAUGAGAAAAUCUUUACAUGUAUCUGGAGGAAGCACAACUUGAAACUCAGUGAGGGACCACUUAAGAGCCAUUGCUCUGCUGCCGCUCUUCAGUAUUGACGGAUUAGCCAUGCUGCACUUGUGUGGUGCGUAAAAGACAGUAUUGUGCGCAUAUAUGAGUCGCUCAUGCUGCCUGAGAGGUGUAAAAUAUCAGGAAGUGAAGAAGAAAAAACAAAGAAAACGAGUUUYAUCUCAGCAUCACAAAAGAACACGUUGGUAAAAAUAAAAGCAUGCCAGUUUUGUAUAUACACUGCCAUUACCUCCCCAUGGAUUUCCCUGUAUAUAUAGUGCUACUUAGCUUGUGUAAUGUAUUACUCCUCUCAAAAAGCAGAAUGUAUAAAAGGACAAAUAUAGUGAGUUUUGCCAGAGACAGGAGAGCUGAAAUGUUCUUGGGGAAAGGUUUCCCUCUAGUGGUGAAAAUGAAAAACUGCAGCUAGAAUCCUUCGUAAAACUGAGCUCUCAUCUGUUCUGUGUCACUGCUGCAAGUUUAGUUUGUUCUGCCUCUGUGAAGAAUUCAUCUUUCUCCACAACGCACACUUUGCAGCUCAGUCCUGGAUAAUAAAAAUAUGCCUGCUGUUCUGCAACACCUGAGGGUUUGUUUUAUGGUUGGAAUCGAAAAGAAAGUGAAUUUUGGUCAAAUCCAUCAAAGUUACUUAUGACAAAACCCUUUGUUCUUUUAAAAUGUGGCCUUUUAAGCAGAAUCAUUUCUGAUUGUGACAUGUUUAUUUAAUGUCUAAGAAUUAAUUGAAUAUUCAAGCAAAUUUCCAAGUUUUUAGACUCCCAUAAGUGCAUGGAGCAAUAUUUAAAUUAAAUUUGCAGAUGUGGUGCUGCAUCUGUUCAUUGCUCCCGACUUUACAUCAGAACAUCAGUUUAUCCGAAUUUAUUUGCACAAUGCUCCCUUGACAUAAUAUUGGACUGUAAACUACAGGAGUAGUUCAGCUCACCUGAACUGAGGAAGGCUAUAAACAGCUAUCAUCUUACCUGCUGCAGAUAGCUUUUAAACACUCUCACUUUGGAGAAAUUGUUUAAUUCUGACAGACUUGUUGAGCAAACAGUUAAUCUAGGUGGUACUAAAAUCAAAGCGGAUCAUCUUUAUCUUAAAUUAACUCCAAUCUGAAAAAAAUGUAUAAUUUAUGUGAGAACUAUUUUAUAAUUAUAUACACUUUUGUCAAUUUCACAUUAUAAGAUAUUCUGAUAGAAAUAAAAAUGUCCCAGGUGUAA
This is a messenger RNA of Austrofundulus limnaeus, 3160 nucleotides long. It is a transcript of the gene caln2, whose product is annotated as calneuron 2. Gene Ontology annotation, molecular function: calcium ion binding. The record is from RefSeq and is a predicted model, not a curated record. The transcript has 6 exons. Bases 701 to 1357 code for a protein of 218 amino acids. Lineage: Eukaryota; Metazoa; Chordata; Actinopteri; Cyprinodontiformes; Rivulidae. Gene Ontology annotation, cellular component: trans-Golgi network membrane.